Molecule: messenger RNA, 1338 nt
Organism: Astyanax mexicanus (Mexican tetra)
Lineage: Eukaryota; Metazoa; Chordata; Actinopteri; Characiformes; Acestrorhamphidae
Gene: thap1
Product: THAP domain containing, apoptosis associated protein 1
Exons: 3
Coding region: 149-877 (242 amino acids)
Molecular function (GO): sequence-specific DNA binding
Source: RefSeq, a predicted model, not a curated record
CCUCCAUCUUGGAGCUGGUGAGGAACUGGUGAGGUACUACUGGUGAGGUUCUCCAGCAGCAAAGAGGAGGAAUAAGUACAGCAGAGAUCCUGAACCCCGAGCUGAUCCUGCAGCCGGGCUGAUCCACAGCGCAGGACCUCCAGCAGCCAUGGUGCAGUCCUGCUCCGCCUACGGCUGCAAGAACAGAUAUCACAAAGAUAAGAACGUCUCAUUCCACAAGUUCCCUCUCGCGAGGCCUGACAUCUGUGGGAAAUGGGUGGCCGCCAUGAGGAGGACCAACUUCAAGCCCACCAAAUACAGCAACAUCUGCUCACAGCACUUUACCAAAGACUGCUUCAAACGAGAAUGCAACAACCGAGUGCUGAAGGAGAACGCCGUGCCUUCCCUUUUUAGCUUCAACAAACUGCAGAUAAAGACAGAUUCACUGGAGGAAGCCUUCAUCCCAGAGAUGGACUUCCCCCUGAUCCUGUCUGAUACAGACCCUCAGAAGCAGGACGAAGAGAUGCUGCAGCCUCCUCCAGACCCUGAGCCGUCGUCUCCAGACGUCCCCAUGGAGGACAGGAGCCCGGAGCUCCAGCCCAGCGCCUUCAUCUCCUGCGACCACAACUACACGGUGGAGGACACGGUCCAGCAGAAGAAACGCAUCGACCAGCUGGAGGAGCAGCUGGAGAAACUGCGCAGGAAGCUGAAGACAGUUCGGCAGAAGUGCCGGCGGCAGGAGCGGCAGCUGGAACGCUUCAAAGCCAUGCGGGAGUUCCCUAAAGCCGGCAAGAGCCUGUCGCUGGGUGGGAGCUACGUCAUCCUGCCCAAAAAACUCUUCAACCUGCUGAAAGGGAUCGACAGCAUCGACACCGUCGACACCAUCGACGGGUUGUGAGGGGGCGGGGGCGGAGUCUCGGCUGCACGAUACGGCUGCACAAAGAUACUGUAUUCCAGAGAUCUUGUCUGCGAUUUUCACAUUCAAGAUUUGAGUUCUACUUUCUGUUACUUCGCAGUUUGAGUUUGUGUCCCCUUAUGUCUGAUUAAAGUACUGGGGUAAGUUUUUGCGAGGGGGUGUUUAUGCGAGGGAUGCACCGAAUAUUUGGCAACCCGAAAUUAUUCAACUGAAAAUGCCAACAUAAGAAAAAAGCACUUUCGCUGUUCGACUGAGUGAGAAAGUGAAACGUGAAAAAAACCAAUAAAUUAUUAUGAUUAUAUAUAAUAAUGUUAAGUUUAUUCAGUAUUUAUUAGUAUUUACUUAUUGUGCUCUGUUGCAUUGAAUUCAUUUCCCCUAAAAUAUAUUUCCCUAAUACGUAUUUAGGAUAUUUAAUUUAUGCAGUGGUGAAAAAGGUGAUAAAA